Messenger RNA from Danaus chrysippus (African queen), 1191 nucleotides. Lineage: Eukaryota; Metazoa; Arthropoda; Insecta; Lepidoptera; Nymphalidae. The record is from the annotation of a GenBank genome assembly.
AUGGAUCAAGAAACUGCUAAAAAGCUGUUAGUGGAAGGAGGAACUUUUAUAUUUCUCGGAGUGCCCCAAGAGACUCAAUUUGGAAUUGAUAUGCAAUGUUGGAACACCGAUGAGGAUUUUCGUGGAAUAAAAAUGAUUCCACCGGGUCUUCACUAUGUUCAUUAUGCUGCAGUGAAUAAAGACACAGGCGAUGUCUCUCCUAGGUCAGGGUUUAUGCACUAUUUUGAUAAAAGAGAAUUAUUGGUAAAAAUGUGGGAUAAGCAUUUGGAAGAUAUUAGUAGAGAAGAAAUUAGUGAAGAAAGUGUUCAGCGUUUAAGGGAGAAUUUACUGAAUAUAGAUAAACAUUUGGCUCCAUAUCCAUAUGAAAUAUGGCAGAAAUGGAAACUUUUAUCUUCACAAAUUAAUGCUGAUCUAGCAAAAAAAUUAUCCCCUGAAAAUGGCUUGAUAAGAUCAUCAGUGGAACUGCUCUCAACAAGUGAUGCUGACAGGCCUCGAGGUGUUAAAGUAACUGAAAGUUCAGAGGUAUCAAAUAUCACUGAAAAUAAAGAUGGAAAUUCAACUCCAAGUCAAUCAGGUCUCAAGAGGCCGAGAAGAUCCACACAACAAGAAAAAGAAGAAGCUAUGUUGCCAAACUUAAAACCUGCUCCUGGAAUGUCAAUGAGAUUUACAGAAAUACCAAAAGACAAAUACCCACCUGGUUCAUCACCGACAGAAAUAACUAAACAUUAUUUGGACCAGUCUUAUACAUUGGAACUUAUGAUUAAAGCACAUGAUGAGCCUCUCCAUAUAAUAGGUGAAAUGCAAUUUGCAUUUUUGUGUUUUCUCAUCGGCCAUUCCCUUGAAGCAUUUGAACAUUGGAAAAGUAUGGUCAUCUUGUUCUGCUCUUGUGAAGAUGCAAUUCACAAAUAUAGAAGUGUAUAUUUCCACUUCAUUAAGACUAUUGAAAUUCAAAUUGACGAGAUGCCUGAAGAGUUUUUGGCUGAUAUUGUCAUGAACAAAAACUUGGUGUAUAAAAAAUUAAGAGAACUAUUCCGAACUGCACACAUGAGUAAAGUUGAUGGUCGACUACUCUCAUUGAUGGAAAGUCUCAAAGAAAAUUUGUCACAAAAGUUACAAUGGGACUUUACAGGAUUAGAUUCUGAUGAAGAUGAUGAAAGACCAGUAGUUGUAAGAUUAAAUGACACAGAAUAA